Molecule: messenger RNA, 686 nt
Organism: Gamsiella multidivaricata
Lineage: Eukaryota; Fungi; Mortierellomycota; Mortierellomycetes; Mortierellales; Mortierellaceae
Exons: 1
Source: RefSeq, a predicted model, not a curated record
UCUCUUCCUCUUCCUCUCCCUCUCUCCCUCUCUCCCUCUCUUCCUCUUCCUCUUCCUCUUCCUCUUCCUCUUCUGAUCAGACCCUUUUUUAUCCACCUCUCCAUCCCUACACGCCCUCACCCGCACAACCACCCCUUUUCAUCAUCCUCAUUCCUCAUUCCUCAUUCCUCAUUCCUCAUUCCUCAUUCCUCAUUCCUCAUUCCUCAUUUCUCCUCCCUCAUCAUCAGAUGGAAGACUCGCGGGGUGGCCACCAUCCCUAUAGCUCCAGCAGUGGCCAGGGCCAUGGGUCCGAUCGCUAUCCUGCCCACUCUUCUUCGUCCUCUCAGCACCCACAGCACUAUCCACAGCAGCAUCCAUCCUCCUCAUAUCCCAAGGACAGUCGCGCCCAUUCCCAACAGCAGUAUCCUCAGGAUCCGGAGGCAGGCGCUGCCUGGAGAUCUCCCAUCACACCCACAACGACCCGCAAAUUCAACCGCAUGGCCAUCCAUGAGGUCCUCGACAGCCAUCAGUCUCAGCAUCCCUACUACGAGGAGGACUCGCCACCCUACAAGAGAAAGGGUUCACCCGAAGAUUUUUCCUUCUCUGACCCACCAGCGUCGUCCUCCACUACUGGUGGUCCUAAUUUGCACAAUCACUCGUCGCGGUAAGUUUGUUUAGUAUGGUUUUUUAUAUAUAUCUAAAACGCC